AAAAAAAACACUUCAUCGCAGCAGAAGAUAGAGAGGAGGAGGAGAAGGAGGAGAAGAGAGACCAAAGCUUCGGGUCGGAUCCGGCGGCGCUCGUCGGGUUUGGUCCAUCUCCUCCUAGCGUCUGGGUUCUCUCUCUCCCUCCCGUCCCUCCCUCUCCCUGUGAUGGCGAGCGGGGUGAAGGCUUCGUGCACCUUGGUGGCGUCCGUCCUGGCCGCGUCGACGGCGGCGUUCUCCUCCGGCCCCGCCGCGGCGGAUCGGAGCCCCUCCCUCUGGGCUCGUCCGAACGGGCUGGGAUGCUCUUCGACGUAUUCGAACGAGAAGGAGCUGGCGGUGGUGAUGGGUUCGAGCGCGUCCUCGGCGGAGGAGGGCAAGCUGUUCGCGCCGAGAUUCGACGGCCUGAGGUUCAUCGAGACCCUGGUGACUGCGCACAGAUAAUAUUCCCCCAAAUCCUAUCGUCUUCUUCGCAUUUUCGAACGGCAUUGAAUUAUUGAGGAACCAUUGUUUGUAAGGCGUGAUUCGAAAGAGAGCUGUUUCGAUUCCCCCCGUCAUUUUGGGUCGUCAUCUUCUUACGCCGCUCGGCUUUUGAAUUUUUCGAUGAUCGACGGUGUAAUGUUAAUAACUUCAAGAACGUGAAAUAUCACAGUUUUGGGGGUGUUGCA
This is a messenger RNA of Syzygium oleosum, 659 nucleotides long. RefSeq lists its product as uncharacterized. Bases 163 to 435 code for a protein of 90 amino acids. NCBI's taxonomy places the organism in Eukaryota, Viridiplantae, Streptophyta, Magnoliopsida, Myrtales, Myrtaceae. The transcript has 2 exons. The record is from RefSeq and is a predicted model, not a curated record.